Molecule: messenger RNA, 1561 nt
Organism: Drosophila obscura
Lineage: Eukaryota; Metazoa; Arthropoda; Insecta; Diptera; Drosophilidae
Product: putative inorganic phosphate cotransporter
Exons: 4
Coding region: 47-1495 (482 amino acids)
Biological process (GO): transmembrane transport; monoatomic anion transport
Cellular component (GO): plasma membrane
Molecular function (GO): transmembrane transporter activity
Source: RefSeq, a predicted model, not a curated record
CGGUUUCAACUGGACGGUGUGGUCGCUGCCACCGAUUGCACUUGCAAUGACGAUCACGUCGUUCUCUUUGGUGACCAAAGGGCCCGCCCUGGGCAUCCGCCACCUCCAGGUGCUGUUCCUCUUCACGUGCGCCACCCUGGUCGUGCUCCAGCGGAUGAACCUGAGCGUUGCCAUUGUGGCGAUUACGAAUGCCAACAGCAGCAAUCCAGACUAUCCAGAGUACCAGCUAACGGAGCAGCAGAAGUCUUAUAUCCUGAGCAGUACCUUCUGGGGCUCCUGCUGCACGCAGCUGCUGGGCGGCUACUUCUCCAGUCGAUGCGGGGCCAAGAUGCUGCUCUUUGUGAUAUCUCUGGCCACGGGUCUCAUCAGCGUCGUCACGCCCUUCUCCAUUGCCUGGGGUGGCUGGAAAUUGCUCUUCGUGGUGCGCCUCAUUCAGGGCCUGGUCAUGGGCGGCAUGUGGCCCUGCCUGUACACGCACCUGGCCAAGUGGUGUCCCAAAAAGGAGCAGAAUCGUUUUGGUGGCAUCAUGACGACCGGCCUGGAUUGUGGCACAGCGCUGGGCUUUGCUCUCAGUGGAGUCCUAGCCGCCUCUCCCCUCGGCUGGCCCAGCUCCUUCUAUGUGCCAGGCUACAUUGGGGUUGUCUGGUGCCUGCUCUGGCUGCGCUAUGGCGCCAAUUCGCCAUCCGAAUCGCCCUUCAUUUCGCUGGCUGAGAGGAAAUACAUUGAGUUGGCCCUGGAACAGAGUCAUGCCCCCAAGGGCCAGACUCCGGCUGUGCCCUGGCGUCACAUAUUGACCUCACGUCCGUUCCUCGUGCUAGCCUUCUGCAAGAUGAGUCAGGCCUGCAGCUUCUACACUUUGAUGCAGCAGGUGCCCCGCUACAUUCACGGCAUCUUCCGGUACAGCAUUUGGAUGAACGCCUUGCUGUCUGCGCUGCCCUUUGUGAUCAUGCUGCUGUCCUCCUACUUCUUCAUCUUCCUGGCCGAGUAUCUGACUCGGCGGCGGAACAUUCCACUGCCUAUCCUUCGCAAAACCAUCAAUUCGUAUGCCUCCUGGACUCCUGCCAUUGCCCUGAUGUCGCUCACCUACGUCAGCGACCAGAAUGUGGUGGGCAGCAUCUGCUGUCUGAUUGCAGCGGUGGCUGCCAUCUCUGGCCAGGCCAUUGGCAGCUCUCUCAAUCACGUGGAUCUCGCUCCAAACUUUGCAGGGCUUCUGUUUGGCAUCAGCAACACUUUGAUGUCGGCAGCCGGUGUCAUAUCGCCCCUCAUCAUCGGCUUGGCGGUGUCCGAUGAGUCGGAUCGUACGCAAUGGCGUUCUGUGUUUCUGGCAAUUGCCGCAAUUCUGUUUGUCGGAAAUUUGUUGUAUUUGAUUUUUGGCCGAAUGAUGGUUCAGCCUUGGAAUGGACCCGGACCCAAGACUGCGGAAACCCAAACAGCAGCAGCACAUUCCCCAGCGCCUGAGGAAGCGCUUUCCAUGGAGAAGUUUACCUAUUUUUAAUUGAAUUUAAUCGAUUGUAUUUUAUUGCCAAUAUCCUGACCCACGAACAGCUGGCCGCGAGCGUUA